AUGGAUACUCCAAAUUUAUCACAUUUAACAUUAAAAGAUUAUGAACAAGUCUAUGAACCGGCUGAAGACAGUUUUUUAAUGUUAGACGCUCUUGAAUUAGAUUUAACUUUAAUACGAAAUAUAAAGCCGUUAUUAAUUAUUGAAAUUGGAUCGGGGUCUGGUAUUACUAUAACAGCUUUAGCUAAAGCUUUGGGUCAUACUGCACAAUAUUUUGCAACCGAUAUAAAUCCCUAUGCUUGCGAUGUUACUAUAAAGACGUCUAUUCAAAAUAAUACUCAAAUAGAAAUGUUCGAAAUGGAUUUAUUUACGAAUUUCCGUUCAAAUAUAUUCGAUAUAAUUAUAUUUAAUCCACCUUACGUAGUCACAGAAAGUUCUGAAAUAUUUUUAAGUAAUGGUAUUGAGCGAAGUUGGGCUGGAGGAUCGAAAGGUCGAGAAAUUACUGAUCGUGUGUUGCUGCAAGUGAAGAACAUGUUAUCUGAUAAAGGAUUGUUUUAUUUGGUAACAAUUGAAGAAAAUGAUCCGAACGACAUAUGUAAUAUAAUGAAAAAACAGGGUUUUUAUUUUGAAAUGGUCAUCGAAAGGAAGGUUCGUGGUGAACACUUAAAAAUAUUUCGAUUUAGCUUACAAAAAUUUUAGGUUAUAGAUAUAUUGCACUUAAG
Messenger RNA from Chrysoperla carnea, 659 nucleotides. RefSeq names its product methyltransferase N6AMT1 (gene HemK2). Gene Ontology annotation, biological process: methylation. Bases 1 to 636 code for a protein of 211 amino acids. Gene Ontology annotation, molecular function: nucleic acid binding; S-adenosylmethionine-dependent methyltransferase activity; protein methyltransferase activity. The transcript has a single exon. The record is from RefSeq and is a predicted model, not a curated record. Gene Ontology annotation, cellular component: eRF1 methyltransferase complex. NCBI's taxonomy places the organism in Eukaryota, Metazoa, Arthropoda, Insecta, Neuroptera, Chrysopidae.